Messenger RNA from Morone saxatilis (striped sea-bass), 7133 nucleotides. RefSeq names its product attractin-like 1a (gene atrnl1a). NCBI's taxonomy places the organism in Eukaryota, Metazoa, Chordata, Actinopteri, Moronidae. Gene Ontology annotation, cellular component: Golgi apparatus. The record is from RefSeq and is a predicted model, not a curated record. Gene Ontology annotation, molecular function: protein binding.
UCCCAGUCAGAGACCAGCUGUGGACCGGAGAGCGAUAGCGGACGGAGCAGAGAGAAGCGGCGCUCCGGGAGAGCUGACUCUGUCGCAUCUUCUGAUAACAAACCCGGGCAGAGGGCACGUCUUUGUCUUGGAGCACAUCCAGCAGGAGAGCAGCUCACACCGAUCAUCUGAGCUCUGUGGGUCUAUUUCAUCUCGGGGAUUACAGUGUUUGACGUUGAGGCAGUAUCAUCCGGCCACGGUUCGUGUGUUUACAUCGGAACCUUGACCACGGUGGAAGUUAUCUGGAGGACUUGUGCGGACGCGCAGCAGAGCGUGGGUUUCUCUGUUUGUGUAACUCGGAACGGAUGGGUCGGAUUGGAGUUGCGUUUGCAGUGUUUUUAAAGGUUCAAGUGUUUCCAUCAAAGUUUCACGCCUUUGUCCUGUCCCGCAGCUUUUUCCACACCGCUCGGCAUGUUCUGACAGUGCGUAAUUGCUGUUUUCCUGCGCCCUUUCCACAGGCGUCACAGGUAGGCUACCUGAGCUUACCGACACCGCUGCUGAUGACAACGGAUCACCUCGCAGCGUAACGUGACAGUUCGUUUUCUGGUUCGGGGCUGCAGCCUCUCAAAAACGCACUCCGCGUCCAUCAUGGAUGAUGUGGGGGGGAUCCAUCUAUGCACCUGGAUGAAGUCGCCCAAAAGGAGCGCCCGGGACGUUUUGAAAACAUACCUGGGGGUAUUUGUGAUGCUUCAUCUCGUGCUCCACACUGAAGCCUCCUCUGUGUCCAAAUCCUGCGAUAAAAACUGUUUUUCAGGGAAGUGCAUCAACGGGACCUGCGUGUGUGACCAUGGAUGGGUCGGAGAUCAGUGCCAGCACUGCCAGGGAAGAUUUAAGUUAACAGACCUGUCGGGCUCUCUCACAGAUGGACCAGUAAACUAUAAGUACAAGACCAAAUGCACUUGGCUAAUUGAAGGAUAUCCUAAUGCAGUACUCAGGCUGCGCUUCAAUCACUUUGCCACAGAGUGCAGCUGGGACCACAUGUACGUCUAUGAUGGAGACUCCAUUUACGCCCCUUUGAUUGCUGUGUUCAGUGGUCUAGUAGUACCAGAGAGCAGGGGUAAUGAGACUGUCCCCGAGGUCGUAACGACGUCCGGCUAUGCUCUGCUUCACUUCUUCAGCGAUGCUGCCUACAACCUGACCGGCUUCAACAUCGCCUACUCGAUAAACUCUUGUCCCAACAACUGUUCGGGCCACGGCAGAUGCAGCACUGCCAACUCUGUCUCGGGUCGUGUGUACUGCGAGUGUGAGGAGUACUGGAAAGGAGAAGCCUGCAACAUCCCGUACUGCAGGGAUAACUGUGGCAGCCCGGAUCACGGCUACUGUGACCUGACUGGAGAAAAGCUGUGUGUCUGCAACGACAGCUGGCAAGGUCCUGACUGUUCUCUGUCCGUUCCCUCCACUGAGGCCUUCUGGGUGCUGCCAAGUGUCAAACCGUCAGCUCAGUCUCUCGGUCGGGCGUCCCAUCAGGCUGUGGUGCACUCUGGGCUGAUGUGGGUGGUGGGAGGCUACUCUUUCAACUACACCAACUACCACAUGGUCCUCAACUACAACCUAGAGACCAGUACGUGGGAUGUGGUGCCCGUCAGCAGUGGCCCCCUCUACAGAUACGGUCACUCUUUGGCUCUGUACCAGGAUGACAUCUACAUGUUUGGUGGGAAGCUGGAGGCAAAAUCGGCCAACGUGACGGACGAGAUGUGGGUGUUCAACAUCCCCAGACGGACCUGGUCACCACGGAAACCAGCCCCACCUCCUCCUUACACCCUGGAGGGGCACACUGCCCACGUGGUGGAGCUGGCUGACGGCGAGCCAGUGAUGCUGAUCUUCUUCGGCUACUCACCAAUCUACAGCUACAUCAACAAAGUUCAGGAGUACAACAUCAGGUCUAACUCGUGGCAGGUUGUGUCUGCUGGAGGUGCGGUGGUCCAGGGAGGUUACGGCCACAGCAGCGUGUACGAUGAGGCCAGUGGCUGCGUGUUUGUCCACGGGGGAUACAAGGCACUUAGCAACAACAAAUACGGCCUGGUGGACCACAUGUACCGAUACCACGUCCACACGAAAACAUGGUUGAUCCUCGGGGAGAGUGGUCUGGCACGGUACGUCCACUCUGCGGUGCUGCUGAGCGGCACUGUGCUGGUUUUCGGGGGAAACACUCACAAUGACACGUCUCUAAGCAACGGAGCAAAGUGCUUUUCCGCUGACUUCAUGGCGUACGAUAUAGCUUGUGAUGAAUGGACUGUCCUCCCCAGACCAGGUCUGCACCGGGACGUCAACCGCUUUGGACACUCUGCUGUGGUUAGCAAUGGCUCCAUGUACAUCUUUGGAGGUUUUUCUGGCCUCCUUCUGAACGAUGUGCUGGCCUACACCCCUCCGUCCUGCCCGGCCUUUUCUAACCCAGCUUUGUGUGCUGCUGCUGGGCCGGGCCUUCGCUGCCAUUGGGUCAAAGGUAGAUGUGUCCCCUCGGAACCAAGGUCACCUGAGCACAUUUUUCCUGCUCCUUUUUGCCCUCCACGACCCGACAGUACAGACGAGCAGUGUUUCCGGUUCUCAGACUGUGCGAGCUGCACUGCCAACACACGGGGCUGUCAGUGGUGUGAGGACAGGAAAUGUAUCUCUGCAUCUAGUAACUGCACCGUGCUGACUCUGGAGCUGGCCCAGCAGCAUGGCGGCGCUCUGUCUCUGUCUCCCCCACCAUCCAUGUUGUCUGAACAUCAGCUGAGCUUGUGGAAGCACGGAGCCCGAAGGAGGGGACAUUCGGUGACAGACUCGUCGAGGUGUAAGCGCAGGGAGGAGCAGGAGUGUUUCAGACUGGCCAACUGCAGGAGCUGCUCCCUCAAUGUCAACUGUCAGUGGGAGCUACAGCAGCAGGAGUGUCAAGCACUGCCUGGCCAGCUGUGUGGGGAGGGCUGGCACCAUGUCGGAGAGGCCUGCCUGAGGAUCAACUCCAGCAGAGAGAGCUAUGAUAACGCCCAGCACUACUGCAAAAACCUGGGAGGAAAUAUAGCCUCUUUGCUCACAGACAAACAGGUCAAUUUUGUUCUGGAAGAGCUUCAAAAAUACCAACUGCAAGAAAAGACAUUAUCUCCCUGGGUUGGCUUGAGGAAGAUCAACGUGUCCUACUGGGGCUGGGAGGACAUGUCACCCUUCACCAACACCAGCUUGCGAUGGUUACCUGGAGAACCCAACGACUCAGGCUUCUGUGCUUACCUGGAGCGGACGCAGGUGGCUGGUCUUAAAGCCAACCCCUGCACAGCCAACACCGACGGCCUCAUCUGUGAAAAACCUGCUGGGAGUCCACAGAGUCAGAGUGCUCGUCCCUGUAAGACGCCCUGCUCUCUGCACACCAGUUGUGCCAACUGCACCAGCCAGGCCAUGGAGUGCAUGUGGUGCAGCAGUACACAGCGCUGUGUCGACUCCUCGGCGUAUGUCAUCUCCUUCCCCUACGGACAGUGUCUGGAGUGGCAGACCCAGGACUGUACUGCCCAGAACUGUUCAGGUCUGAGGACAUGUGCAGAGUGUUUGGAGAGGGCGGAGUGCGGUUGGUGUGGUGAUCCCAGUAACACCGGCAGGGGGGUUUGCAUGGAGGGCUCCUACCGAGGCCCCCUGAAGCCCGCCACUGCCAGGACUGGGCCCCGGGACCGAGACAGACUUCGUGACAGGGACAUGGUGCUGGAUCAGAGUCUCUGUUCAUCUGAUAGAGGCUACAACUGGGCCUUCAUCCAGUGUCCCGCGUGUCAGUGUAAUGGCCACAGCAGGUGUGUGAACGGCAGUGUGUGCGAGCACUGUGGGAACCUGACAGCAGGGACGCACUGCCAGAGCUGCAUGCCCGGUUACUAUGGCGACUCCAUCAACGGAGGGAAGUGCAAUGCAUGCAAGUGUAACAGCCAUGCCAAUGUGUGCCAUGUCAACACAGGGAAGUGCUUCUGUACAACUAAGGGCAUCAAAGGAGACCAGUGUCAACUAUGUGACUCCGAGAACCGUUACCUUGGUAACCCUCUCCGAGGAACAUGUUAUUACAAUCUGUUGAUCGAUUACCAGUUUACCUUCAGCUUGCUUCAGGAAGAUGACCGCUACUACACUGCCAUCAACUUCAUGGCUACACCUGACCAGGCCAACAAGAACCUCGACAUGUCCAUCAAUGCCUCGAACAACUUCAACCUUAACAUCACGUGGUCCUUAAGCUCAACAGCUGGCACCAUCUCAGGUGAGGAGAUGCCCAUCAUAGCGAGGACCAACAUCAAGGAGCACCGUGACAGUUUCUCGUGCGAAAAGUUCAACUUCAGACUUCACCACAACAUCACCUUCUACGUCUAUGUGUCCAACUUCAGCUGGCCAAUCAAGAUCCAGAUUGCUUUCUCUCAACACAACAGCAUCAUGGACCUGGUGCAGUUCUUUGUCACCUUCUUCAGCUGUUUCCUGUCUCUGUUACUGGUUGCUGCUGUGGUUUGGAAAGUCAAGCAGACCUGCUGGGCCUCACGACGUAGAGAGCAGCUGAUGAGAGAGCGACAGCAGAUGGCCAGUCGUCCCUUUGCUUCGGUUGCUGUAGCGCUGGAGGUGGGCGGUGACCAAGAGGAGCUUCUACAGGUAUUGCUAUAGCCAGUGCGCUGGUUGACACAUCACAACAGCGAGUGAUGGACUUCAAAGACAGAGGCCUGGGUCUUAAGCACCGCAAACACACUGUGCACCACCAAGGGACCUGUGUAUGAACUGGACGCCCUCAACGAGGAGACAACAUAUCCACUGUGCCCCCCCAGGGGAACUUCACUGGAGAUAUGCUCAUUGACUUUAGAGAGAGGGACACAUUGUAAACAAAGGCUGCAAAAAUUGGUUCUGGAUGGCCUUUGAUAGCGGCUUGGAAGGAGAGGAAAUGUGACCAUUAUCCGUCCACUGUCAGCAGGCACCCAAACUGGGAAUAAAUGGUACUUGUGGUCCCUUUCUUCCCUCAGAAAAUCAAAUGGAAAACUUCUUCAUCCACAUGCUCUUUUUGUCCCUUGUGUGUAUAUGUUGGUCCCGAUGAGCCAGGAAAACACAAAUUGGAAAUGUGCAGACAACAAGAAUGUGUUUCUACACCACAGCUUUGGUCAGAAUUUUACAGACUUUCCCACUUCCAUGCCACGAGCCUCUGCAUCUCCAGGGCUCUAGUUGUCUGUCUGUCAUGCAGACAACGUUUGUUUUACACCAAUAAACCAAACUAAAUGGCUCUGAGCUCCUGUGAAAGAUAUUGAGCUGAAAUUAACUGAGCUGAAAUGAAGUCCUCCGGACUUACAAACCCACUCGGCCUCAGGAGCAACGCUGGAAACAACAACAUGGACCUAACUAGAUCAAUGAAAAACUGUAGUGGGUGGUGUUCUGUGACAAGGAUUUGCUUGAGGGGAAAGUCUCCUGGGAAUUUUCAAGACUACUUUUGUUGAAAUGUUGAAGAACUGCAUCUUGCUACGAACGUCAUUGGGCGCAACUGUUGAAAUGUGUUCUUUAUGAAAUACAUGAAAUUCUUUUUUUUCCUGCACCAACAUUUGAAGUUUGACAUUUUGAUAUCUGCUCAGGUCCUCUGUGACGGAAAAGGCUCCAUUAUCUGUAGCUUUGGGCCUUAAACACGUCUGUAUAUGCACUAUAAGUGAAAUGCUUUACCAGUACAUUAGGACCCGAUAAUAUUAUGCAACUGAUCAUCCAAAUGUAAUGUUUAUUCUGGGCUGCGAUGUAACCUCAAGGUCAGUAUCAUCAAACACAUACUACUGAUGGUAUUCAUAUGUCUAUUCAUUCAUUUAUUACUGUGAAUAUACAGUAUAUACACACAUCUUUUCUCAUGAUCUCCAGUAAAUGCUAUGUUAAUUUGUGAUACAAACUUUUAUGUAACAUAUCUCCUUAUAUAAUAUUUAUUAAUUAUGCAAAAAAUACAGUUAAACAAUAAUUUAGCAAGUUUUACAAAUGCACUAAGGAUUUCUUUUAAACAGAAAAAGUAAAUGAUUGAUUUUACAGUCUGUGCAGUAUUCCCUUUUUUGCUUGUCCCUCGGUCUUUUCAUUUUCAAAUAUUAUAUUUUAUGAAUAUCAUAGCAGGUUUUGUGUGAUGUCAAAAAGUUUUCCCCCUCACUAGUUGUGUUAAACCUUCAUUAGAUAUUGUAGAGUCACUUUUUAUCAACUGCACAUACACAGUAGCUGUAUGUCUAUGCACAUGUAUUGUCUAUAUAUUGAGCCUGGUUGUUUUCAUUCAGGCAUUUUGUUUUCAUGUAAUUUUGCACCAAUUUGUUGUUGAGACUUCUAUUAACAAAGGGCAGCUCACCACACUGUUUUUGUCCAUAUGAGCAUAAAACUGUACAUUUACAAUUAAAACAUUUUGAUGCCUCUUCGUAUGGUAAUUGGAUCUGAUAUACUGUGUUACUGUCUUACCUCUGGUGUUGUGGCAUUGUAUUGAUCGGUGUUCUCAGGAGGUCAGAUGACAGACUCAGCCAACACUAUAGACUGUGUCAUCCAACACUGCUGAUAGAGUUACAUCAGGACUGGCUCAGCAUUCUGAAUGGCAAACAGAGAAUGAAUAAACAGAGUACAACAGGGGUUAAUAACACUUAAUUUACAUUUUAAAUAAAAAUUACACAACAUACAUUAUUAUUACUGUCAGUACUUGGUGCACCAUACUCAGACUAAGAAUGGUGCUACUGGUUCAUUAAGUUGUGUUUGGUUGGUUAAAGAGUUCCAUGAAAUCUGGUUUGAAUUUAUGCUCCCCAAAAACUAACCUCUGAAGAUGUUAGUGACCUAACACAACCAGCAGGCUCAAAUGCUUUCUUGGAUUUGGUCUAUGAAAAACAAACUAACUUAAAGGUUUCACCUGCAGAGCACUAAUGGCUGGAUCCCUACUAACGUGCCGUGUAUAUAUUGGGUCCAUAGGGGUUAACCUUUCACCUUUCAUAACUAAAUCUAAUGUCCACUGGAUGUGGCUGUGUUCCGGUUGCACCAAGGGUCCAAACAUCUCCAAUGUUAAAAUGGAAGUGUGUCUGAGGGAGAGUGUUUGUUCUUUAGCAGCUAUAUUUACAAUAUACACACACUUACAGCUCAACAGAUGUCUUAUGCCUUUAUGUCUUGUAUCAGCAAUUCCUGGAUAUUAA